AUGGGUUGGAAAUCGUACCUUUUACCACUAUUUCUGGGGGCUGUUGCUGGAUUAGAACAGCCACAGGUUGUUCCAGGUGCUUACAUUGUUGAAUACGAAGACAACAGAGUGGGGCUACUCUCAUCCACCCUUAACACUCUUGGCGUUGAAAAAGUGCUGGACUUGAACUACGAUGUAUUCAAAGGCGCCACUGUCGUAUUCAAGGACAAGAAAUCCUCUGAUGAGCACAUGUCUUCAUUGAUUUCAAAUCCAGCUAUCAAAAACGUCUGGCACAAGAUGACAGUUUCUUUACCUAACCCUCGGGUCGGAAGCAUUGCAUCACCUGGGUUAGCAAGGUCAUCCCGACUCGAGGCCAGAAAUUUCCAAGGCAAUCAAACAUACUCACCUCACGUUAUGACUCAAGUCGACAAGUUGCAUGCGAAGGGAUUCACUGGUAAAGGAAUUAUAAUCGCAGUUGUUGACAGUGGUGUUGAUUACACCCACCCAGCCCUCGGUGGAUGCUUUGGACCCGAUUGCUUAGUUGCUAAAGGUUACGACUUCACAGGGGACGCGUAUAACGGCACCAAUACCCCUGUUCCUGAUGAUGAUCCAAUGGAUUGUCUGGGACAUGGCACGCAUGUGGCUGGUAUUAUCGCUGCCCAACAAAACAAAUAUGGCUUCAUCGGGGCCGCCCCUGAUGUCAAAAUAGCAGCCUACAAGGUAUCAGGGUGCUCCGAACGAGUUGGCAGUGAUGACAUCCUUGCAGCUGCCUUCAUGCGCGCACAGCAAGAAGGGGCGCACAUCAUUACUGCCUCUUUUGGAUCCCCUGGAGGAUGGAGCGAGACUUUUAUUGAAGUUAUAGCUUCCCGGAUUGUUGCUAAGGGCGUUAUUUUUACCAUCUCUGCUGGGAACUCUGCUGACCAAGGAUUGUUUUACCCUAGUGACCCAACUGGAGGAAAUGGUGUUGCUGCUAUUGCUUCUUAUGACAAUACUGUAACGCCUGUACUGUUAACACAGUCUUCUUACUUGGUCUCAAACGAAACGAAACAGAGCUUUAAAUGGGCUAAAGGUAGCCCGGACAAUUGGAAAAACGCCAGUGGCCUGCCACUCUGGGCUCCAGCAUUCAACACCAACGAGACUGAAGAUGCAUGUACACCUAUUUCUGAUAACACGACAGAAUUUUCUAACAAAGUUAUUCUUGUCUCUGCUGUUGAUGACUGCGUUGACCAGUAUCUGGAUAACUUACUGAAUCUCGAAGUCCCUUAUAUCAUGAUUUCGACCCAGCUAAAUACCAGUGAAAGAAACCUCAAUUUUCCGCCAUCUCCAGGCCUACUAGGUAUUGGUAUGGUCUCUUCCACGGUAGGCACCAAGUGGUACACAGCUCUAGCCGCCGGAAAGGUUGUCACGUUGGAUUUCACCGAUCUCGCCACUAGCCCAGUCACGCUUGAACAGCCACCUAACAACCGUACUGGCGGACUUCUAAGCUCCUAUACUUCCUGGGGACCUUCUUUUGAAGGCGAGCUAAGGCCUUCAUUUGGUGCCCCGGGUGGGAACAUCUUAUCAACGUGGCCUGUUGCCUUGGGUUCUUACGCCGUACUGUCUGGUACCUCUAUGUCCUGCCCCCUUGCUGCCGCUAUCUACGCCCUUCUAUUAAACGUACGGAAAACCUUCGACCCAAUUGAGCUUCAAAACCUACUUGCCAGUACAGCUAAGCCUGUUCAAUCCAGGGGAAGAUCUUUAAUUGCGCCACCCGCACAACAAGGAGCUGGACUGGUUCAAGCGUAUGACGCAGCCUAUGCAACUACAGUAUUAAGCCGCCCGGGUCUUGCUUUCAACGAUACUAUUCGAUUAACCAGCAAAACAUUUACAAUCUCUAAUACUGGGGACAAGAACGUCACCUAUGAGUUGGACGUUGUUAACGCCGCUACUGCUUACACAUUCUCUGGUAGUAUUAGGCCGGCUAUACCCCCUGAGCUCGACAGUUCCUUCGCGAAAGUGGAUCUAAGCAACUAUAACGUUACCAUCCCCGCAGGUGGAAAAACUACAAUCGUUGUUAAGGCCACACCCCCGUCAGUUGAUAUUAGUCGACUCCCAGUAUACGGAGGUUAUAUCCGGGUCAACGGUACAAACGGCGAAAGGUUAUCUAUUCCUUACCAAGGCAUUGCAGGAGACCUUAAUGCUGUAACUAUUAUGAACGGAACGUACCUAUCAAACUCCAAGAGUGAUCCCGACUAUCGGCCCUUCAACAACACCAACUCGACUUUCAUGUUCCCACAGGUCGAUAUCGCAGAUAUUCAGCUUAUCACCGACGACCUUCCAGUUGCUGCUGUUGACCUUGUUUUUGGGACACCGCUUCUUAACAUCCAAAUCGUGUCAACUAGCAAACAGCUAGUUAAUCUUGGUAACGCCGCGGGCUCGCCAUUUAAUUACACUAGCCGUGGUUUGUUUACCUACGGGUGGAAUGGCCAACUGGAUGAUAACUCAUUUGUACCACCGGGUAGUUACAAGUUCCGUGUUUCAGCGCUGCAUAUCUUUGGUGAACCAGACCAGCCGCAGGAAUAUGAUGUUGCUGAGACGUCUUCUUUCAGGAUUGCUUACAAAUAG
Messenger RNA from Bipolaris oryzae ATCC 44560, 2583 nucleotides. RefSeq lists its product as uncharacterized. Lineage: Eukaryota; Fungi; Ascomycota; Dothideomycetes; Pleosporales; Pleosporaceae. The record is from RefSeq and is a predicted model, not a curated record. Gene Ontology annotation, biological process: proteolysis. Gene Ontology annotation, cellular component: membrane; cell wall; cytosol. The transcript has 5 exons. Gene Ontology annotation, molecular function: tripeptidyl-peptidase activity; serine-type endopeptidase activity. The coding region runs from base 1 to 2583 and encodes 860 amino acids.